AUGGUCUCGCUCAGCCAGCAGGAAGUAGACAUGCAGUGGGAUGAACACUAUUCAAGGCUCUUUGUACAACCCGUUGCACCCUUCUCAACAGAUUUACGACAGUUUUCCAUUUCUGAUUCAACGGACAACUACAAGCUUUUUCUUGGAGGACCAGCUACCGGAACCUUAGGUGACAUGAUGCUUCACGCUGGUAAUUCUGCUCGUGAUCAGUCUGGGAUGUCAUUUAGUACCCCGGACAAAGAUAACUACGGGUAUAGUGGAUUUAACUGUGCUGCUUAUUGGAAAGGAGGCUGGUGGUUUAACGUCUGUCAUAAAGCUUACCUCACUGGUCCCUGGAAUUCAAAUGACUGGUUCAAUCCUUGGUCUCCUAUAGUUACAUCUGAAGGAGACAUUGAUGAUGAUUAA
Saccostrea echinata is the source of this 405-nucleotide messenger RNA. Its product is annotated as ficolin-1-like. NCBI's taxonomy places the organism in Eukaryota, Metazoa, Mollusca, Bivalvia, Ostreida, Ostreidae. The transcript has 3 exons. The record is from RefSeq and is a predicted model, not a curated record. The coding region runs from base 1 to 405 and encodes 134 amino acids.